Acipenser ruthenus (sterlet) is the source of this 6944-nucleotide messenger RNA. Its product is annotated as vascular endothelial growth factor receptor 1-like. The coding region runs from base 373 to 4383 and encodes 1336 amino acids. Gene Ontology annotation, biological process: protein phosphorylation; multicellular organism development; positive regulation of kinase activity. Gene Ontology annotation, molecular function: ATP binding; vascular endothelial growth factor receptor activity. Gene Ontology annotation, cellular component: signaling receptor complex; plasma membrane. The transcript is spliced from 31 exons. The record is from RefSeq and is a predicted model, not a curated record. Lineage: Eukaryota; Metazoa; Chordata; Actinopteri; Acipenseriformes; Acipenseridae.
GCACUUGGGACAGCCGUGAAGUUUGACCCAUGUGGGUGUGAGCGCUCGCCUCCAGCAUCACGUCACAGAUAGGCUUGUUCUGAAGCGCUUGGAAUAAUGUUAUAAAUCACUGGCCAGUGGGGCGGAAUGUAUUGAGUAGCAGGGACCUUACAGCCUAACUGGAUACACACUCACCCUUGUUGGAACACCAAAACAGGCUGACACACCGCCGUGCAUUGAGCCUCGUUGACAAGGAUUCUUUCAAAUAUAACCCUCAUUACGAAGAGCUGUGGACCAACACAGUGGCUGUGUUUCUUUAAAGGGGUUGUGAUCGUAUCCGCAGGAAAACCACUAUUUCAGAAAAAAGAGGAUUUCUUUCCUAAGACCAGCAGUAUGAUUUGUUAUAUAUUGAUUAUGUGCUGUGGACUUGCUGGAAACGUACUGUCUAAGGGCUCUCGCUCGAGCUCCAGACUGAACUCCCCAGUGCUGAGCGUGACCAGCAAGCAGCUUGUCAUCCAGGCCAGCCAGACUCUGCAGCUGCAGUGCAAGGGGAAGGCACAGCUUGCCUGGACGACGCCCGAUAGAGUUCAUCCAGAUCAAGGCAGACUGAGCAUCAAGGAGUACAGGUGUGGAUCCCAGGACAAGCUGUACUGCAGCAGCCUCACCCUGAGCGGGGCCUCAGCGCGGGACACGGGAGCCUAUGCCUGCAAAUACUCCACCAAGAUGAGAAAGAGACAGGCAGCUGUGUAUGUUUACAUCAGAGAUGCGCUGAAGCCCUUCUUGGAGCUGCACAGUAACAUCCCGGAGGUUGUCUACCUGACAGAAGGAAGCAAGCUUAUCAUCCCUUGCAGAGUGACUGCGCCUGACAUCCCCGUCACGCUAAAGAAGUUCCCAGAAGAAAGAUUGAUCCCCGAUGGCAAAAACCUUAUCUGGAACAGCAAACACGGAUUCAUCAUCCCUGAUCCCACGUACCAGUUUAUAGGACUUCUGUCAUGCGAGGCCACCUCCAACGGGGUUCUCUACAGCACCAAAUAUUUAACACACAGACAAGCAAAUACAAUCUUUGACGUGUACCUCAACGCCACUAACCCACUCAAGAUGCUGAGGGGAGAGACGCUAGCAAUUAACUGCACUGUUACUGCGGAGUGGAAUGCCAGGGUCCAGAUCACCUGGGACUAUCCAGGCAAGGGAAACAGUUCUGCUCUCAUCACCAAUAGAAUUGAUCAGAGCAGCUCCAACAUCUUCCACAGUGUCCUGGUCAUCAAGCAGCUGAAGGACACUGACAGGGGCGUGUACUCCUGCAAUGUGCAGAGCGGCCCUUCCACCAGAGACACAAACACCACCCUCGUUAUUUAUGACAAACCCUUCAUCAGUGUGAAAUACAGACACAGGCCUACAGUGGAGGUGGCUGCUGGUCAGGACUCCUUCAGGCUCUCCAUGAAAGUGAAAGCAUUCCCCUCCCCGGAGGUUGUGUGGCUUAAAGAUGGAAUGAUUGCUGCUGAGAAGUGCGCUCGCUACAAGAUUGACGGAUACACCUUAAUCAUCAGAGACGUGUCUGAAGAAGACGCUGGGAGUUACACCCUAAAGCUGGGGAUCCAGCAGCACAAUCUGUACAGGAACCUGACUGUCUCCCUGGUUGUUAAUGUGAAGCCCCAGAUUGGUGAAAAGGCCGUGUCCUAUCAAGACCCUGGCACCUACCCUGUGGGCAGCAAGCAAGCACUGAUCUGCACUUCCCAUGGCUUUCCACUGCCCAGAAUCCAGUGGCUGUGGCACCCGUGCGCUCGGAAUAACACGAAGGGACUCUGCAAACUGCCACCUUCCACCAAGAGAACCCUUCUGCCAGUGCCUCCGAACUACAACCACACCGGCAACAGGAUUCUGAGCAUCACUGAGAGGACAGAGGUGUUUGAAGGGAAGAACAAGACGGUGGGGGUCCUGGUGCUGGCUGAGGCACAGGUUUCUGGGGUCUAUCGCUGCUUGGCUACCAACAAGGUGGGGAAGGACAGAAGAAACAUCCACUUUAUCGUCACAGAGGUGCCCAAUGGGUUCAGCAUUGAACUGGAGAGGGUCCCCACUGAAGGGGAAGACCUGAGACUAGCCUGCAAAGCCAACAGGUUCUUAUACACCGACCUUGCCUGGACCAUGGAGAGUGGGGCUGACAGCGGAGCUAGCCUGGCCCUUCCUAACAGCAGAGAGGAGGUGCAGGGGGAGUACUCAGACACCGUGCUCUUGAAGAUGAGGAACGUCUCCCAAGAGCACUCUGCCACCUACGUCUGCACAGCGAGACACGGGCGCACUGGGAAAGAGGUGCGCCUGGAGAAGAGGAUUGACAUCAUAGCCCAGGAAGCCCCUCUCCUGCUACGGAACCUGAGUGCCCAGCAGGUGAAUGUGAGCAGCUCCAUCACUCUGACCUGCCCGGCUGAGGGGGUCCCAAACCCACACAUCACCUGGUAUAAAGACAGCCUGAAACUACAGCAGGGAUCAGGCAUCAUCCUGGCACCGGGUGGCAACCUGACCAUCGAGCGGGUCAAAGAGGAGGACGAGGGCGUGUACAAGUGCGAGGCGACCAAUCAGAAAGGGUCUGUGGAGAGCUCCGCCUACAUCGCCGUCCAAGCUGCUAACCAAAGUGGAGUUCUUGCUCUGGCUGGGAGAGCAGACUCUGCAGAGAAGUCCAAUAUGGAGCUGAUAGCGCUGAGCUGCUCCUGUGUGGUCGCCACACUCUUCUGGCUGUUCCUGACUCUCUUCAUCCGCAAGCUGAAACGGCCCAGUUCUGCGGAGGUGAAGCUGGACUACCUGUCGAUCAUCAUGGAUCCAGGUGAGGUGCCCCUGGACGAGCAGUGUGAGAGGCUGCCCUACGACGCCAGCAAGUGGGAGUUCCCACGAGACAGACUCAAGCUAGGAAAGUCCCUGGGCCGCGGUGCUUUUGGGAAGGUGGUGCAGGCAGCAGCGUUCGGCAUCAAGAAAUCAUCUACCUGCAGGACUGUGGCUGUCAAAAUGCUCAAAGAGGGCGCUACAGCCAGCGAGUACAAAGCCUUGAUGACAGAGCUGAAGAUCCUGAGCCACAUUGGACACCACCUCAAUGUGGUGAAUCUGCUGGGAGCCUGCACCAAGUAUGGAGGCCCUCUGAUGGUGAUCGUGGAGUACUGCAAGUACGGAAACCUCUCCAACUACCUCAAGAGCAAGAGAGACGUGUUUGUGCAGCACAAGGACUGGGCCCUGCAGACCGAGCCGAUGAAGGAAGAUGCACCGGCAGCAGGAGCUCAGAAGCAGCGCCUGGCCAGCAUGACGAGCAGCGAGAGCUUGGCCAGCUCGGGCUUUGAGGAAGACAAAACCCUGAGCGACAUCGGAGAGGAAGAGGAGGAUGCUGAUUCCUUCUACAAUAAAGCGAUUGCGAUGGAGGAUCUGAUUUCCUACAGCUUCCAAGUAGCGCGGGGCAUGGAGUUCCUGGCAUCCCGAAAGUGCAUCCACAGAGACUUGGCAGCAAGGAACAUCCUUUUAUCUGAGAACAAUGUGGUCAAGAUCUGUGACUUUGGCCUGGCUAGAGACAUUUAUAAGGAUCCUGAUUAUGUCAGAAAAGGAGAUGCCAGGCUUCCUCUGAAGUGGAUGGCCCUGGAAUCCGUUUUUGACAAGCUCUACACGACUCAGAGUGAUGUGUGGUCCUAUGGAGUGCUGCUGUGGGAGAUCUUCUCUUUAGGAGCUUCUCCGUAUCCUGGCGUCCAGAUCGAUGAAGAUUUCUGCCGCAGACUCAAAGAAGGGACAAGAAUGCGAGCUCCGGAGUAUGCAACACCAGAAAUUUAUAAGACCAUGCUGUCGUGCUGGGAGAGUGACCCGAAGGAACGGCCGACCUUUUCUGAGCUUGUGGAGCGGCUGGGGGAUCUGCUUCAAGCCAAUGUGCAGCAGGAUGGAAAAGACUACAUUCCCCUCAAUACCCUCCUGACAUCGAGCAGCCCCGCUGCCUGCUCCAGCUCCUCAUCCUCGCACUGCUCUGUGGAGGAAGAGGCUCAGGACUCGGACUCCACGUUCAGCUAUGAGUGCUCAGGGGGCUUUGGAUACAUGAACACACGGAGGGCACAGGAGUUUAACACAUUCGAAGAGUUCUCGCUGAGGGACAGAGCGCUCCCUCAUCAGGAUUACCAGACGGACAGUGGGAUGGUCCUGGCCUCUGAAGAGUUCAAGUGCCUGAUGUGGAGCAGAGGCAAACCAAGACACUCCUCCUCCCAUUCCUUUGGAUUGAAAGCCGCAAGCAAACGCAAGGAGCCCGUUCAGUCAAACACGUACAUCAGCAGCUGUGCUCUCAGGGAGCAGGACUGUGGAGCAGCCUCCUGCAGCAGCUCCAUGCAGGAACCCUGCUGCUCCCCACCCCCCGAUUACAACGCAGCAGUCUCCUUCUUCCCACCACUAUAAGACCUUUUUUUAUUUCCCUUUUUAUAAACAUGUAUUUCUAAGGUAUGUGUUUUACUAACACUGGCUUCCGGGACCACUUACUGACUGGAGCAGCUCCUUUUCAUACUGCACUUUCUUUAAGGGUUAGAGAACAUCGCCUCGCUCUCCUGGUGGUGUUGCUUUGCUGUGCAGUCUUGCAUUCUUGUUGGCACAGUAUUCUCUAGUCAAAGCCAGCGCAGUUCUGGAUUUCUCUGCUGAUUUCUUUAUGUCAUUUCAGCUCAGCAGUGACUUAGGGGUCACAGCAUGUUACUGGGGAAUCAGCGAGUUGAUUAAUGACAGUAAAGGAGCUGUUGAAGGACAGAUUCUCUGAGCAGCUUAUGAAGAACUUGUUACCCUAGUGUUGAACCAAAUACGUAGUUUCAAAUGCUAUUUUAUUUCCGUUAUUCAUUGCCUUGCUGUUUUAUGGUGUUUGCCAAUCUUUCUGGGUUGUCGCUCCAAUAUAAUAUUUUUUAUAACAUAAUAUCUCCAACUGUGGGUUCUAAACUGGGUCUUUGUGAACACUGAGCAGGCAGUGCUGGCAGAGUUGAAAGGUCACAUUGUCAUAUGUUUUUUAAUGGAAUGAGGGAAGGGUGUUCAUUAACCCGUAAACUAGUAAAGGAAAUUAAAAAUGUUAUUUGAUUUGAAGCUACUUACUCAUUAUUACUGGCCUCCCUUUUUAAUGUGUUGAAAAUCUGUUAGUUCUUUGGCUUAAAAAAAAAAAAAAUCAAUUAGUCUUUGCAAAGAACCAAGUGUGUUCAAAACAAGGUAAGGGGAGGAUAAGGGGCAGUGGAUGUGAACCCCUUUGGUACACGAGGAAUUAAGCAGUGGUUCAAACGCUUUCUUAAAGUACAGGGUGAUUAGAAAGUAAGUUUACCACAUCAAUGCACCAUAUCAUUGAGUGGUAAGCUUACUUUCUAAUCACCCUGUCCAUUGUCAAUGAAACUGGUUUGUAGGUUUGCUGUUUAGUAGGCAUGGCUCAGCCUUGACUAAUUUAUAUAUAUAUAUAUAUAUAUAUAUAUAUAUAUAUAUAUAUAUAUAUAUAUUCAAAUUACAACUGCAGUACAGCUACUAAGUAUUCAAUUAUCUGCGCUUAAUAAUGUUUUAUAUUUUUAUACAAGAACUAAAAGUGAUGUGCUGUUAGGGCAGAUUAUAACUCAAUAGCUAUUUUACGUUUAAGUUGAUAAUAUCAGUAUUAUUGUGUAUAGGAACAAGAUUAUUUAAUUUUUUUAAACUGUAUUUAAUAAUAAAACUUGUACAGAGACUUUGGAACUCACCCAUGUGUUACCUCUAUUCUCGCAUGUAUAUACGAGUAACGGCUGCAUACUUAGUUGCCCACGGAAGUAAUGUCACUGCAGCAAAAACGGCAUGUGCAAAAAUAAACUGAGGACAGAGGCACAUCCGUGCCACAGCUCUGAAUAUAUCAAUAGAGCUGAUCAGUAAAUACCAUGAAGUGGGCGCAUCAUACAUGGGAUCAGUCAACUACCUUUAGCAGAUGCUGGGUAUGUAACAUCAAUGCGCCACAUCGGUCACUUUUGUUUGUAAUGGUAACUGUUUUGUAGAAGAAAUAUUCAUGGAAGCAGUAACAAACUACAGGGCGUCCAGUCACGCUGUAAAGCCCAGAGUGUAUUUCAUUAUAAAUCACUUGAGAAAUCAUCCUCCGGUAAGGGGCUGUCAGAACUCCAGAACCUCUUUUCUGUGUAGAUGUUAUCACGUGCACAGAGCGACAUGUUUCACUCAUAGAAUUCCAGAACCUCUAUUUUUCUGUAUAGAGUUAUCAUGCUCACAGAACAUGUUUCAUUCAUAGAAUUCCAGAACCUUUUUUCUGUGUAGAGAUGUUCACGCCCACAGAACAUGUUUCGUUCAUAGCAGUUCCCGAGCACACUCUUCAUUUUUGUGAUUGAUGAGGAGUUAUUACAUCAUGUGUACAGGGUGUCUUUAUAUGUUUUAUAGCAGAAAUCAUUUUGAAUGAUUUGAACAGCCAGACACCGCACAAGUGAUGUAUUAACUAUAGUAUGACCGGACACCAUGGAGUGUGCUAUUGAUCUUAUAAUAUGGCAGAAGAAACACUAGGGGCUCAAUCCUAUUGCACGGUCAUAUAAGGAAUAUGCGAUGGGAUGUUGCUUGCCACUCUACGCUGUUUUAUAAAUAGACAUUACAUACACACACAAACUGUUUUAAUUGUUUUCUGGAAAACAAAAACAGAUCCAUUGCCAGAUAUAAUCUAAGAUGACGGUAUAACAAAAUUAUGUUUUGACAAAAGUCUAAAUGGGGAAUCUUUCACCUCACUAAAACAGGGAAUAAGGAAUUGUUAUUUUAAAGCUGGGACUCAAAAAAGGAAAGUGGAACUUGCAAGUAUGUUAUUGCUGUAUUGCACUCAAUAUUCAUUUGUACAUAAAAUAUUUACAUAUUGAGAACUGGAAACUUUUUAAAAUGUAUUAGUAUUUUUUAUCCUUGUAAACAGGAAUAUGCUAAAAAUAAAAUUGUAUAAUUCAUAAAUGUACUACCAAUUAAAUGUAUAUAAUAAAAUAUUUCCAUAUACCAAG